GCGGAGGUGCAGUGUGUCGCGAUGCGGCUUAUCUGGGCGAGUACAUUCGAGGGCUGAGCCUUUGUCUGCGAACGGAUCGAGGCAUUGUGCGUGGAAGUCUACCAUUUGCACUAAUUAAUCCUAUUAUUUUCGGGGAAGACAUCGUCGCGAGCCGCCGGAGUGAGGAUUAUCUGUUUGUGGUGAGUGCAGUGCGGAUAAUUUCGAGUGCAUUUCAAGGGGGACGCUGUUAAGUUGGGCGUUAGUGUUCGCAUACCGGGUGUGCGAAUUUCACGUUAUUGAAUGUUUUGGGUAACUAUUCUGACCGAAUUCAGUAAAACUUAACAGCCUCCCUAUUGAUUUAUACAGAAGUAAAAAAACACCCAACACGAACGCCUAAAUAAUUCGAGCACGAACGAAGCCCCCACCUCGCAAAGUGCACCAGGAAAACCGCCAGCCUUCCCGUCCGGACGCCACCUAGGCAAUACCCACCAGAAGGAGCCUCAAAAAUAACCCCGCCGAGAUGCGGGAAGUCUGCAAAGGCAGCGCUGUGGUCGCGGCGGUCGUCGCCGUCCUCGAGAAGCAGCAGACUCUGAACGGCACCAGGCACUUCGGCUCGUCCAAAAGGGAGCCCAGCAUGCCCGAGAGCGACGGUUCCCCUUCUAAAAAUAGCCGCUACCAGGACGACCAGCUCAGCUUCGAGUCCGCCGUGAAGGAUUUCGAUUCCGUGGCGGAGGACGUGCAGAAGAUCUGCGCCACGGACUCGCUGAAGAGGACCCGCAACGUCGAAACGGACGGUCGGUGCCAGAACGGCGCGUUCGCGACGGGCGACGAGGAAGGGUCUAGUGAUGACUCGGAUAGCGACGAGAGCAGUGAUAGUGAGUCGGAUAGUGACGAGGAGAGGGAGCAUGUGAUCAGUGAGGGACUGGCGACCAUUGCCGAGGAGCUUAGCAGCGCCCACUCAUACCAAGGACACGAUGACGAUUCUAGUCUUGAGGCUGAAUCGACUCUAAAGGGUCGAAAUCAUGCAUGGUCGGGCAGUUUAUCAAAUCAGGGGUCUACAUCCGAUCUGUCGACAACCUCUUCGGACCAACAACAUUUAAAAGACAGUUCCACGCGGUGCAACAACGAUUUCCAAUGGAUCCGUAAGGAGUCCCCCAAACCCGCCUCGCCCAAAAUGGAGGAUCUCGAGCAGAUUCCCGUGAGCAAACCUCCCCUUAACCGCCCCUUGCGCGACAAGGCUCCCCGUAGAGAAAAAACCGCCCCCGGAAGCCUAGACCGCCGACGACACCCUUCUAACCGCCAGGAGAGGGAUCAGAAGUCCCGAUCGACCCAUGUACCUAAAAGUCCUCCAAGGAUAGAAGAUUUCAUGCCCUGUCAGAACUGGUGCUGCAAUCCCCAUGAAUUCUGCUUCGAAAACUUUCAAAGAAGACACGAGAGAUUGGAUCCCCAGAGGUAUGGGAGUAACCCCAUGCUGGAGCAGCAUCAGCAUCCGAGGUAUAUGGACAGGGGUAGUCAUCCGGACAUCUACGGUGACUGUGGGAGAUACAGGCACGAGAUGCAGUGUUGUGCGUACCAUAUGGCUCCUCCACCGUGCUGCUUCUAUGGGGAUAGGAGUUACCAUUGGACGCCGCCUCCAUAUCCUAAGCCGGGGGAGCAAGAUGAGAAGUUCCGCAAGAUCCAGUACGAGAGGGACAACCUCCAACUGCAGGUGCAAGUCCUCACCGAGCAGAUCGAGGCCCAGUCCGACAAGAUCUCCGAUUUGGAGAAGCUGCUGCAGGAAAAGAAGCAGCUCCUGUCAGAGACCGAGGAGAAAUUACAAAGGGAAGUCUUAUCUAGAUCAUCACUAGAAACACAGAAACUAGAACUAAUGUCUAUAAUGAGUGAAUUAAAACUUCAACAAGCAGCUCUGGAAAGGGAAAACCUAGAAUUAAGAAACAGUCAGUAUAAUAACAACUCUGAGGGAAAGAAACCACCCAUCAUGCCCAGGAUGUCGUCGCAACCUCAGCUAUCCUCGACGCCUGUGCAACACCCUCCUAAUCAGGCUUUGAGCAUAAGAAUGACUCCGUCUCCAAGCCCAUUGGGACCUGCUAGUAACAGUCCAAGGAGAAUGGAAACAUCAACUCCCAUUCAACAAGAGGGUCAACCACCAAAGACACCCCCAUCAACAUACAAAAGGCAGAUUGACAUCCAGUACGGGAGCCUGCCGAGGCAGCAGUUCAUAGCGAACGGCAGCAGCGCUGUGGACGGCAACGCCAACCCCGCGAACGGCGCCAAAAAAGGGGUGGCCUUCGGUAGGGGACUUUCCUCUCUGGUGGGGGGCAGACUCAGGGGCUUCUCGGUACCCAACCUAGCUGAAACAGAAAAAAUAAUGAUAGACGAGGGCUCGCACGAGUCGCCGAGUUCUCCCACUCUCUCAUUUAACAAAACCAAAGGAAUCAAGAAGAUAUUCGGCCGAAUGAAACGGUCGGGCUCUGGCAACUUGGAAGACCUGCCUGGGUUAAACGAAUUCCAAAGAGGCGGCGUUAGAGCCACGGCGGCCGCCAGGUUAGGAUGGAGCGAACCGCAUAUCACACCAAGACCGGACAAACCGUUUGCCGAAUGGGACACGGAGAACAUCUGCGACUGGUUGCAAGACCUAGGACUAGACAGCUACAUAAUAGACGCCAAACGGUGGGUGAAGUCGGGCCAGCAGUUUCAAGAAGCCUCCAUAAAUGAAAUAGAGAAGGAAUUGAACAUAAAAAAUCCCCUUCACCGAAAGAAACUACAGCUGGCCCUCAUCGAUACCCAAGAGAACGGAUCCAGCGAUCCUUACUUAACCAAAGCGGGUAAAUUGGAUACUGCGUGGGUCUUGAGGUGGUUAGACGAUACGGGAUUGCCUCAGCACAAAGAAAACUUCCUGAUAAACAGGGUGGACGGGCGGCUACUGCACAGAUUGACGAUGGACGAUCUGGCGUUGUUGCAUGUUACCUCUAUGCUGCACGUUGCCAGCGUAAAAAGGGGUAUUCAGGUGCUCAGGGAGAAUAAUUACGAGCCAGGGUGCUUGCAGAGGAGAUCGUUACCGGACGACCAGCCACAGCCCAUACCAAAGCAAAUAUCACUAUGGACGACUCACAGGGUAAUGGAAUGGCUGAGAGCCGUAGACCUGGCAGAAUACGCCCCCAAUCUAAGAGGAGCAGGUGUGCAUGGAGGUCUAAUGGUUUUGGAACCAAAGUUUAACGCAGAAUUGCUCGCAACUUUAUUGUCGAUACCUCCAGGAAAGACAUUAUUGCGACGGCAUCUCAACACGCAUUUUAAAGAACUGCUGGGAAAGGAUAUCAUUCAGGAAAAGAGGGAACUCGAGGCAACGAUGGGAUAUAUUCCGCUUACACCAUCUUCCAAGUUAAAGAUUGCAAAGAAGUCUCAGUUUUCCUUGAAAAGAAAGAAAUCAAAAGGAGAAGCGGACUAUGGAGACCUAGUUUGUCCGUUGAAUCCGGAAAAGACAGGUGAACUGACAGGUUCUGCUCUUAACAGCUCGAUGGGUAUGAUGAGGAUGGAAAGCCUAGAGGGAGAGGGUGCCUCUCGUCACGUUGAAUACAAGCCGGUGAGAUCUCUACCAGCCUCCAUAACCAACUCUCCGGUUCCGCAAAGACACGUCUGAUAAUAAUUAACUAUUAAGUAAAAAAAGUAACCGGAACAUAUACAUUAGUAUUAUAUCUAGUAUUUAUGACAUGUCUUCCCCAGAUUUGCCUUAGAGAAUUGCGUAGGAGUCCUUGGAUUUGUCAGGUUUCUGCGGCUUCAGUAUUAAAACAAACAUCAAAUCAGAAGUGGGAUUGAUUUGAACUUCGCAUAAAAAGCUAAUUCUUAUAUACAUAAAUCACAAAUCAAUUUCAGUACUAAGAAAAUAGCAGCAGAAUCCUGAGAAUUUAUUUUACCUUUGUGACAAAUUUUGACUUUAUAAUUUUAUCUUUUAGUAGUAGUAGAUAAUUCUUCACAAAAACGGGCAGAUCCUAUUUUUCAGGUUUUUUUUGUAAAAAACCAUAUGAAUAAAUAUGGGCGGUAUACGAAGCGAGUGCAAUUUUUGUUUCCCACCUCUAAAGUGACGUGGUUAAAAACUAUAUACAAAUGGGAAUUGUAUUAAGGAGGAAACGACUAAAAAAAAAACUAAUUUUGGCAGCAACAAUUCA
Messenger RNA from Anoplophora glabripennis (Asian longhorned beetle), 4142 nucleotides. RefSeq names its product liprin-beta-1 (gene Liprin-beta). Bases 500 to 3616 code for a protein of 1038 amino acids. Gene Ontology annotation, cellular component: presynaptic active zone. Gene Ontology annotation, molecular function: protein binding. Lineage: Eukaryota; Metazoa; Arthropoda; Insecta; Coleoptera; Cerambycidae. The record is from RefSeq and is a predicted model, not a curated record. Gene Ontology annotation, biological process: neuromuscular junction development. The transcript has 13 exons.